Messenger RNA from Gavialis gangeticus (Gharial), 1250 nucleotides. It is a transcript of the gene EYS, whose product is annotated as eyes shut homolog (Drosophila). The record is from RefSeq and is a predicted model, not a curated record. Gene Ontology annotation, molecular function: calcium ion binding. The coding region runs from base 1 to 939 and encodes 312 amino acids. Lineage: Eukaryota; Metazoa; Chordata; Crocodylia; Gavialidae. The transcript is spliced from 6 exons.
AUGCAAGCAGAUGCUAUACCAGGGGUCAAGCAAAGUUUUCAGGCGCAGUGCGAAAAACACGUGCAACCUGGAUAUAGCUACCAGUGUGUAUGCCUGCCAGGGUGGGAAGGAACAUUUUGCGAAUAUGAAUCCAAUGAAUGUAACCCAGAGCCUUGCAAAAACAACGGCACCUGCACAGAUCUUUUCAACAGCUAUCAAUGCACAUGUACAGCAGGCUGGACAGGGUCACAGUGUAAUGAAGAUAUAAAUGAAUGUGAUUCUGACCCAUGCUUGAAUGGAGGGACCUGCUAUGAGUCUGUUGUCCAGGGGCAGUUUAUAUGCCUUUGUCCUCCAUUUUAUACUGGAGACUCUUGCCAGCAGCGCUACAACCCCUGUGACCCACACUACAAUCCAUGUAUAAACAAUUCAACCUGCCUGGCACAGGUUGAUGGCACUCCAUUGUGUGUUUGCAAAAAAGGAUUUGAAGGUGCUUACUGUGAAAUUGACACUGAUGAGUGCAUUUCCCAUCCAUGCUGGAACCAUGGUCUCUGUGUAGAUGGGGUUAAUAGUUACAGAUGUUCCUGUCAACAUGGCUUUUCUGGGUCACAGUGUGAAGUGGACAUUAAUGAAUGUUCAUCAAGACCCUGCAAAAACAAUGCAACCUGCCUAGAUCUUAUAAACAGAUUCUCCUGUAAUUGCACACCUGGAUACUAUGGGUCACUCUGUGAACUGGAUAUAGAUGAGUGUGAAGUUUUGCCUUGCUUACAUGGAGGAAGCUGCUUAAACAAGCUUGGAGGCUACCGGUGUCUUUGCCUCCCUGGAUUCACAGGUAUAAUUCAUUCCCUGAAUGUGAGCCUGUUUCCACAAGGAAGGUGGCUAUCACCUCUGCUCUGCAUUUUUAAAUUGUUGCAUAAGCAAAGACAUUCAACUAUGCCUAGGGGAGUGCAGGAGAUCACCUGAUUAUUAGAGGAGAAAUCCAAAUUAAUUCAAAUGGAACUUUGAGUCAAGUCUAUUUACAUUAUUUUUGAUUUACGAUUUCUCAAGUCAUCCAGAUAUUUAACUAAAGCACAUUAGAAGAAAGGUCAUACAGCACAAAAGAAAAAGCAAUGGUUUCUUAAUCCAGCGAAAAAAAUAUAUUGCAGGUGGAGAGUAAAUUUUAUAGACAGAUUGAAAUAUUCUUUUGCUAAAAUUGGUCAGUUUUUAUCAGGUUUUGUAUCUAUAAUAGUUGAACAUAAAUCUUGAUCAUGGGAAAUAUAGCAUAUUGCCACCAU